UAAUGCUCUUUUGUCUCCUCCACUACUUCUUUCGAUCCAAAUCUUUUUUGUCUCAGGGUGAAAGGAAGCACCUGGUUCAAUAGCAGUAGCUGGCCGGGUUGCUGGAGGCAGUGUUGCUCUUCCCAUAGCAACUGCUUUGUUUACCUUCCAUGACAUUCUGAGCCCCCUCCUGCAGUAUUUGUCUCAUGUUUUAAAACAAACUGUGCUGCUGCCGUGGAGAUUGAGGCUGGAAGAAAGUUGUGAGCAAACCCCCCCAGUGAAGGGGAAGCGAGGACGUGUCGCUUAGACAGGAUUUGUCCUUGGGAACGAACAAUCCAGGCCAGGAGCAGUUUCAGCCAAGAGAUUAAAGGGGCGAGACUUUUUUCCCACCCUCCUGGACCGUAUUCAUCCCUUCUUGCUUCUGCAGCCAAAUAUAAUGCUACUCCUGAUUUCAGGUUCCACAUUCCAAGAACUGACCUGUGUUAUAUUCAGAACCUUUCCAAAAAACAAUGGCCAGACUGUUUCAAGAACCACCGAAGUUUCAUCCUUCCGAAUGGCAUGUUGCAAACAAGAUGCAGUGUGCCAGUACAGAGUCUCAGAAAUCCAGUUCAGAGCGCAUGAUAGCUGAGAGUCAGAGGCUGGUGGAUGAAAUAGAAAAGACAACUCAGAAAACCCGAAAUGAUGUCAACAAGAAAAUAGAACAGAGACUGGAAGAAAUAAAAUUCUGGAGGCAAGAAUUAGAUAACAAACUUGAACAAAUUGUUAAUGAGACAGAGGUACUGUUGACUUUCAAGAUCAGGCUGGAGAAAGCCUUGGAGAGCUGCAAACAGCCACUUGCCAUUGCCCAGAAGUGUCUCCUGAACAGGCAGAGUCGAGUUGGGAUUGACUUGGUGCAUGAUGAAGUGGAACAGGAACUGGUCAAAGAAGUUGAAGUCUUACAGGGGGUUAUUGCUUUGCUUGAACGUACAUUGGAACAAACCAGUGAGCAAAUCAGACUAAACCGUUCUGCAAAAUACAACCUGGAAAUGGAUCUGAAGGAUAAAUUCACAGCUUUGAUGAUUGACAAUUACUGUGCUAGCCUGACAAACAACACUCCUGAUGUCAGAUAUGCUGAUAAUACAGUGAAAAUAGAAGGAAAUUUUAUUGGCCCUGAAGACUGGAUAGAUUUCUCAAACAUAAAUGUUGAAAAGGCUGACAAGCAGAGAAACAACUCACUGUCACUAAGGGCACUGAUUGACAGCAUCCUUUCCCAGACAGCGAAUGACAUGCACAAGCAAUAUGAGAUGGUCAAUGUUGCUUUUAGAAACAGGGUGAAGGAAGUCAGAGAUGCCAAGCACAAGCUAGAAAUACUCCUUGCAUUGAGGCAGUGUGCAGUAGUUCCCUCUGUUGGAUUUGUUAAGGUGAUGGAUGAGACUGCCUUACAGGAGAAGAACAUUGCAGCCUUAAAGAAAGCAAUUGCUGAUAAAGAAGGACCUGUUAAAGUGGCUCAAACUCGCUUGGAAGCAAGAAACCAUCGUCCCAAUGUGGAAUUAUGCUACGACACAGUACAAUACAGGUUGAUUAGUGAAGUUCAAGAGAUUACAAACAAUAUUCAAAGAUUAAAGGAUACAUUAGCACAGGCUGAGACAGAGCUGAAAGGUCUGAGCCGACGACAGCUUUCCUUGGAGGAGGAGAUCCAAGUCAAGGCAAACACAUUAUACAUUGAUGAAGUGCUCUGCAUGCAGAUGAGAGAGUCUGUUUGCAUUAACAACUUUUGAAGUCGUCUUCCUGAACAACUCCUGAAAUAGAUUGACCAACAACUGGAACAAGAUGGUAUCUACGCUCCAAAAUGUCAAGGCAACAAUGGGCUGGCGGAAACACCAUCUCCUAGCUGACUUCGAUGAAAAUGACAGCCCUGUACCAGACAAAUUCAAGAGAAGGGCUUCUUUGAGUUCUCUCAAUACCAUCCGUAUGUCUCUAAGGAAGCGAAUACCAUUAAAACAAGUAGAGCUGAAUUUCCAUGAGACCCCAACUUGGGAAAGUAUGGAAGCAAGAGGAAAGUGCCAAACUCUCCGGAGUAUUACAAGAACAGCAAGAAAUGCUUUUAGAAUGGUGUCCCAGAAAAUACAGAAGACUCGCCAAAACCCAAUACACUCGAUUAUGGCCUUUCCAGAUGAAUCCGUUGGUAGGAGAAGCCAUGCAACCAGUUCUUCCAAGAAAAGAAGUACUAUGCCUCAAAUCCCUUGCCAUAAUGAGGAUAGUGUUACUCCAGCAGCCAGUUCCAUGGACACCCCAAGAUCCAGCAAAAGAGCCUCGCUUGGGCCAACAACGGUGUCAGAACAUAGAGAAUGGAGGGGUUUCCCAUCCUGGCAUGGUGAAGAUGCUGUCCCACUCCGGAGAUCAAGAAGAGCAGCAGCGCUUAAGAGCCCCUAUUCAUCACCUGCUCCUGCCAGCAGAAUGAUAGAGUUUGAGAGUGAGUUGGAACUGGUCUCCUCAGGGAUUCGCCAACUGAAGCACCUCUCUCAGGCACUUGAUGAUGGUAUUGUACAAGAUGAGAGGUAAAUACUGCUAAUGAUACCCCAACUCUUAGCAAUGGGCCACCUUCCUCUUGAACACUAGGCCAGGUGAUUGCUUUAACUCAGGAUGAGGAAUAGCUGCAGAACUUUCUCAGUUGUAACAUAGCAGAGCCAUUCUUUCUUCGACACUUGUGCAUAUUAUAUCAGUAGUUGGACUUGCAGCUUCUAAAACCUGUCAGAUACUCACCCUGUCUUCAUGUUUCUUGCUGUAGAAGUCUGAUUUCUCCCAGUCAGAGCCUAACUUUUACUUUGUAUGAGAACAGUAUCCUGCUACCUCUGUCUAAAAGAGCUGUCAAUCCAGGCAUGUCAAAAAAACAAACUCCAAAUCAUUGCACAGACACUUAGCUAUCCUUGGUGUGUGCACAUUUAUAAGAAAAAAGCUUUUGUUAUAUAGUUAUGUUUACAAAUAGCCAAUUUGAACUAUGCCCUAAAAUUUAGAGGAUGCAGAAGCCUCUUGUAGAAAACCUUGGUUAAUCCAUGAGGUGGUAGGCUGUUGCAUUUGUAAAGGUUAUGUCAUGCUGAAGUAGGCCUAUUCAGUCAGUAAAAACUGAAGGUCAGGAGUUUCAAUGCAGAACAGUUCCCUAAACCCCUUUCUCUCAUAGAACACUUGAUGUCAGGCAUUCAGUAAUUAAAAGUCAAGGUACUUUAAUCUUCUAGCGAAGGCUUAGCAUUAACUACUUUUAUCUACAAAGAGAUAAAGGCUUGAAAUCCUGCACAAUUCCAAAAAUUCAACUUCUACCAAUGGCAUCAUUUUUAGAUAGCUACAGGUUUACUCCUGUAAAAGUUAAUGACAAUAUACAUGAAAAUUUACUAAAUCUCACUCCUAAUAUUCUCCCAUCUGUUAGUGAUAUGACAGUUUCUCUCAUUCGUAACUGAAGAUAGUAUCAACAAGGUAAAGUAGUUGUUCACUUACUUUGACUAUACCUGCAUGCACCUGUGAGGAGAAAAACUGCUGUUUGGAGAGGGACAGACAUAUUAACUCUAAGUUUUCUUAGAAUCUUAUUGUGUGGAACCAAAGGGUUCUUUCCCUCAUAUUCACUUUGGCAUUCUCUGCUACAGCAGAUCAUUGUGCAGUUGUGAAGCAGCCUCUGUAUUGAAGAUUAGUGAGACCUUGCAUCUUUGCAAUGAACCGUAAAUUGGGCUUCUAUGCAAACAGCAGCUUUUUUCACCCCAGAUCAGAAAACUACUGGUACUAAUGUCUUUGUCACUUUAUCUCAGUUCUUACUGAUUAAUAAUAAAGAUCGCAAAGCAUGACAAUGACAGAACAAAUUAUUACCCUGAGCUAAUUUUACAGCCUUUAUUUUCCAUCCCUAGCAUUGUUUUAGCAGUUAACAUGAUGCUGCGAUAAAAACAGUAGAUGAUACCUAUGUUGCUGUUAUUGUGUUAUUGUGUAAUUGUGUUAAACACAAUUGCACCUAAGUAGAUGCAUGAAUUCUUUGUUUUGUGUUUCUGAAAAUCACCUUCUAGUAUCAACUCAUUGAACCAUUACCAGGUUUGCUAUGAGAAUGUCCUAAGAGCCUUGAUUACCUUCACUGUGAUCUGUGUUGUGACAUUAAUAUCUUUACCUGUUAACAUCUGAAGUAUUCUUUGUUUGAAGGGAAAAUUACAUAAUGAAUACUACUUCUUAUUCUUGCAACACAGGUAUAAGAACUUGAUUUCUGUAACUGUUAAGAAAAAAAAAAAAGUAAAACGCAACUCUCUCUGCUACCUGGGAGCAGUUUCAAAUGCUUGAUUGAAGCUUCCAACAGCUGUGUGUACUGCUUCCUCUGAGUGAUUUGGUCCAGUUCUCCUGCCUGUGUAGAUGCAUGCAAUGUGCUCCAACACUUCCUUGUUUGUAGGACCCCUAUUUGGAAUAGUUGUGAAAUACAUUUUUCUGGAGGUGUGCUUACACUCCAGCAUAUUACCUUCUCUUGUGGUAUUCAAUUGCCAUUAAUUAUAUUAUUACAGCUUCCAUUUAAUCUUUUCCAUAAUGAAACAAGCCUUUGUUCUCAAACUGGUGAUAGUUGCCAGCUCCAUGCAUUGCUCAGAUGUAUCUGUUUUAAUGAAUUACAUUAUAUCAUAAGAAAUGCUCUUGUUGCUAGUUAAAGUAUUGCCAUACUUAAUUUUUGUACUGCCAUUUAUGCUCACUGAAGGUAACUAAAUAUUUUCUUGCUAGUUUUCAGAAGUGUUCAGUGGAAGUACCAGACCACCUCCCUCCUUGCUCCCAGAUCUUGUCCUUUGUUGCUCCUGUCUGCCAUUUUUCCAGCAAUUUGUGUAACAACCAGUUACUUAGCCUUGUCGACUUCAUGCUACUAAUGGUAGUCUUAUUCUUCUGCAGGCAGCAUGCGAUAUCAAACUACUACUGUCAAAUGGCACAAAACUUGCAGUCUGUACAUCGAUCUCAGAAAUUUUCUCAGGCUAUCAGAAGGCAAGCAAAGAAACUGUUGAGCAGUUGGUACCUGGACAGAGGUGGCUAUAAGUAGCGUUGGUUUGAGUAUAUCUAAAGGAAGACUUUGAUUAGGACCUGAGAGACUGUACUCUAUGCUUUGAACAUAACUGACUAUUUUAAAUAAGCAAUUACAUUUUAAAAAUCUUUCUUAACAAAGCAGCCUGGGACUUCCAUUCCCUUGCUUUCUCUUUUAAAGUCAAAUGAAAUUUGUACCAUGAUGUAUUAUCUCCUACUGAGAUAAGGGACCAUCCUGAAAGUGGCUUUCAUAGGCAGGUAGUACUUUGAAACAUGUUGCACUGACUAUGGUCAGAGCAAGGGUCACAGAUUUAUACUAUACUGAAACUAGCGAUCUGUUAUUUUCAAAACCUUUUUUUUUUUUUUUUUUUUUUUAAUACUAACAAACUAAAAGCAUGUUUAAGUGAAAGUUAAAGAAACAAUAAUUGCUUGCGUUCUGACCACAAAUGCCAUUCCAAGGCAACAGGUUUCUGUGGAGUCACUCAAGCCACAACAGUGGAGCCACAUUAGGACUUUAACUCACAGCCUAAGGACUGCUGUUAGGUUAGCCCAACUUUUGUCUUUCAAACUAAAGCAAAGAUUUCUCAAGCUUCUAGAAUUCAACACCAGGGCUGUUUCCUAUGGUAGCAGUUUGGUAUAGUCUUUUGGAAUUGUUUUCACUGUAAGAUGUACCUUCAAACAAAAGAUUGAGUUGGUAAACUUUUAUCUACAAUCAUUUUUAAGAUGCACAUAGAAUUUGGUAAAACUGGAACAGCCUAUGUUUUAAUGGUAUUAAGUAUAAAUAUGAGAAAGCAGUCAUGUUCAAUUCUGAUUUAUGUGUAAUUACUGAUUUUUAAACUUGCUUCCAAUUUCCUUUUCUCUUGUCAAACUAAACUUAUAAAAUAUUGAAACAGUUAAUAAAGCCUGGAAACAUCCCAGACAUCUAGGCUGUCAGAUGACUGGUGUGAGCUUUACUUUGUGUGAUUUUUCUGAGGUAGUUUUUUUUUGUGUGUGUGUGUUUUUAAAUAAAACAACAACAAAAAAACUUUCUAUAUGGAAUGGUACCUUGAAGUUAUUACUUGCAUGUACUGAAACUCCUUCUAUAAAGCUUUCACAAGGAUGGUUCCUCAUUAUUGAAACCUCUUCUUGUAUGACUUCUUUUCAAAAAGGAGGAUUGGAGUUCACAGGUUGACGUCUGUUCACAGAUUUAAGUCUUUAUUUCAGAUAGUCAACCAUAUUAAACAGUUUCUAUACUAACACCACAAAUAAAAACAGUGUGGGACACUACUGGCUUAAAGGCAAGGAAGGUUUUAUUUUAGUGGCUAAUAUAAGAUUUUAAAAACCAGCACACAUCAAAAUCUAUACCAGUUGUAGAAAUCUUACUCCUUAUUUCAUAUUAAGAAAUACAUUAUUUUACAUUUUUGAAUCUUUACAAGGCAGCCAUAAGAAAUAUAAACAUUUGUCACCAGAUAGAACCUUCUCACUGACAAACACGAUCUAAAAGUAUACGCUUCAUAAAACUGUAGACUGAAAGAACAUGUACAACUUUGUUUCCCUUUAGGAAUUCAGUAAUAAGAGGACUGCCUCCUUCCCUUCCCCACAAAUAGAAAAGUUUAUACAGAAGGCUUGGGGUUCUGUGAGAAGCCUGCCAUUCUGGGUCCUACAUCAGUACUCACAGAAUAACUUUAUCUGUAAAAGUUGUGAUUUUUUAGUGUUAUGAUCUCUGGUACCCCAUCUCCCAGUAGGUCACGGUAAUCUUGCCUCUCCAUUCUGUGCCCUCCCUCUCCCCGCUAAGUUCUGUCAAUUUUACAAAUAGGAACUUAUCUGCCAGAGUUGUUUCAUAUUUCCACCACCUCCACCCUCCCCAGACAAUGAUAACCAGUUUCAAAGGUAGCUUAUUGGGAUAAAUACACAUAGAGGAUAAACUAUCAAGCCCUUACCUUGGACUUGGUCUUAAAUGAAGGAAAGAGAAAUACCAACACCUGACCUUCAAUUCCAGAGUCCAUGGCACAGGAUUCUAGCUGGUCCAGGCUAUUUCCUAGUUCUGAAAAAAAAGGAGCUCUUUUCAUCCAGAAAAAUGUAUUAUUACUUUUUUUUUUUUUUUUUUUUUUUUUUAAAUAGGGGACUUAAUUUAGGAUCAUCAGUAGGAACCUAUAGUUACACUUGAGUGAUUAAACAGCACUGAAGUGAAAUUACCUUGUUAAAACUAUAAUUUCUGCUGAAACUAUGAA
Messenger RNA from Oxyura jamaicensis (ruddy duck), 7187 nucleotides. It is a transcript of the gene TEKT1, whose product is annotated as tektin 1. The transcript is spliced from 12 exons. The record is from RefSeq and is a predicted model, not a curated record. Gene Ontology annotation, biological process: cilium movement involved in cell motility; cilium assembly. NCBI's taxonomy places the organism in Eukaryota, Metazoa, Chordata, Aves, Anseriformes, Anatidae. The coding region runs from base 489 to 1736 and encodes 415 amino acids. Gene Ontology annotation, cellular component: microtubule cytoskeleton; nucleus.